Messenger RNA from Olea europaea var. sylvestris, 1698 nucleotides. RefSeq names its product salutaridinol 7-O-acetyltransferase-like. NCBI's taxonomy places the organism in Eukaryota, Viridiplantae, Streptophyta, Magnoliopsida, Lamiales, Oleaceae. The record is from RefSeq and is a predicted model, not a curated record. The coding region runs from base 35 to 1684 and encodes 549 amino acids. The transcript has 4 exons.
CAGGUUUGAACUUUCUUCUCAAACCACAUUGACAAUGGAAAUUGAGAUUAUAUCAAGAGAGAACAUUAAGCCCUCUUCACCAACAUUUCUUCACCUCAGAACCUUCAAGUUUUCCUUGCUAGAUCAGAUCAUUCCACCCUAUUUUCAUCCCGUUGUCCUCUAUUUUCUUCCGGAUUCUGCAGCUUCGAGUGAUGCCAAGGGAUUGCUUUCCCAGAGAACUCUUGUUCUGAAGAAAUCCCUUUCUCUGAUUUUAACUCGCUUCUACCCAUUUGCAGGGAUCAUCGGAGACAGUUUCUCUGUCGACUGUAAUGAUGGAGCAGUCCCUUUUGUGGUGGCCAAAGUUAAAGGUCAGUUAUCAGAUUUUCUCAGAAACCCUGAUCUGGAUUUGGUUCAAAACUUCCUUCCAAACGAAUUGAGUUGGACUCCGUCGGGAACCAAUAUUUUGAUGAUACAAGCAAACCAUUUUGAUUGUGGUGGAAUGGUCAACCGCGUAAUUGUUUCCCACGCAGUAGCGGGUGGAAUAACUUUAUGCUCAUUUCUUAAAGCGAAAAAAAUAAUAAUUGUGCAAGGCGGUGCAGCCGACAGCAAGUGUUGCCACCGGCAGGGGAGGCGGUGCAGCCAGCAGCAAGUGUUGUCGCUCGCUGCCAUGGGCAGCGACGAGCGCCGUUGCUAUAUUUCCAGCAGCGAGGCUGUUGCUGUCGAACGACAGCAGCAGCUCCUGCUACACGCGACAGGAAGCUCGCAAAGGCGACUCCCUGCCGCAAGAUGCGAGACUUUCAAGAAACUAUACCGAUGCAAAAUGACAGAGCGAUCUUUAGUCAGUGCUAAGGUACUGAAGGUGAUUGACGUUGAGAAGUGUCUCAAAUUCCCAACAGUUCUAACAUUUAUUGAAGCACAAUGUCCCAAUUACAUUGCUCAGUCUCUCUUUACCCCAAAUGAUAAAAUUCCAGAAGAAUCAUAUUUGUUUUCUAAUUUUCAUCCAUUUCUAAUCACGGGGAACUGCGUAUUAAAGAGAUACGUGUUCGAUUCAUCAGCCAUAUCCACUCUAAAAGCGAAAUCACCCGGUUUACGUGUUCAAGUCAUGACAGCAUUCAUCUGGAAAUGUUUCAUGGCUGCUUGUGCAGCUGCAAAUAAUUUGCCAUCUCUAAUGGUGCAUGCAGUGGACCUGAGAAGUAGAGCUGUGCCACCCUUCUCCGAAAACUGUUUUGGCAACUUCUUAUGGAUUGCAGCAGUAGCAGCAGCUGAAAGCAUGAAACUUACUGGCCAUGAUCAAGCGAAUUUAGUGACAAAAGUGAGGGAAUCAAUACGACGAAUUGAUGGCAAUUUCGUAAAAAUAAUGCAGGGUGACGAAGGGUUGAUUGGCUACAUUAAAAAUCUUGAAGAGACUAAUGCAUUGAUUCAUGGAGAGGCUAAUUGUUUGAAUUUCAGUAGUUGGUGCAAUUUUGGUGUAUGUGAUAUUGGCUUUGGUUUGGGAAAGCCCAUAUGGGUUGCAAAUUAUGUGUCUACGGAUUCCUGCGACUCUCCAAAGCUCAACGAUGUCAUGUUUCUCGACAACAGAUAUGGCAAGGGCAUGGAAGUAUAUGUGACUCUUCAAGAACAAUACGCUGCAGCAUUAGACAAAAUUGAGGAGCUUCUGCCCCUCAUAUCAAUAAAUCCAAGUCCAUUGGAAUUGCAGCAUUUGUAAAAAGUGGCUUUCAA